UGUUGGAGCCGAGCAUAUGAUGGAGGCACUUGUUGGCCGUAAAUCUAUCGAGGAAGCCAUAUUCCUUGUCGUUAAAGAGGCACAGAAAUAUUUCAAGCCCGAGUUUGUGAGCAGACUAACUGAGGUCGUGAUCUUCAAGCCACUGUCCAUUAGUGAGCUGAAGGAGAUUGCUAGUAUUCAGUUGAAAGCCAUGGCUGCUCGUGUAGCAGAAAAGGGCAUUACUUUGACCACCAGUGAUGCUGCUUUGGAUGUCAUCUUGCACAAAUCACACAACCUAAGCGGCGGAAGGUCAGUAAGGAGGUUGGUGAAGAAGAUCGUGACCACGAAGCUCUCUGAGAUGCUGGUGAAAGGAGAGGUAGAGGAAGGCACCAUCGUCACCAUUGAUGCAACUCAAGACAGGAAAGAACUCAAGUACAAUGUCCUGAAGAAGGCGGCACCAAGUGAGCAUCAGUUCGCAGAGAGCAGCAGCAGACGGGCUGCAGGAAAGAUGCCGGCCGUCGUGGAGAUCUCCAGCGACGACGACUCCGACUCCGACGUUGCCGUGGCUGCACCCAUGGCCAAGAGGAUGAAGGGCGCAACCAUACGAUCAUCGCUGUGCAUGUAAUAUGCGGCCAGGAAGUGAUCGAAUUGAGCUGAAGAUGCUAGCUAGUGAUUAAUUAAUUCUGCAUUUGUCACAGCCGCUGGUUUUAUUGCUAACUACCGGCCGGUCUCUACCUCACUGUACAUGUAAUGUUGGCUAGAUGAUUUGGAAGUCUAAUUUGCUAUA
Oryza brachyantha (malo sina) is the source of this 766-nucleotide messenger RNA. Its product is annotated as chaperone protein ClpB1. Gene Ontology annotation, biological process: cellular response to heat. Bases 17 to 604 code for a protein of 195 amino acids. Gene Ontology annotation, molecular function: ATP hydrolysis activity. NCBI's taxonomy places the organism in Eukaryota, Viridiplantae, Streptophyta, Magnoliopsida, Poales, Poaceae. Gene Ontology annotation, cellular component: cytoplasm. The transcript has 3 exons. The record is from RefSeq and is a predicted model, not a curated record.